AUGUGGUGGAUCUUGACUCAACAUUUUGGCCUGAGGGGAAGACAGGAACACCAUUCAAUGGAAGUCGAGAACUUCAGUUUUUGUGUGGACGACAGCGGCACAGAGUACGUCACAUUGAAAGAAAAUCCUACAAAGACGAGGCAGAGAGGACUGAACACAAAACAUCGUAGUGUUCUGCCAAAAAUGUUCGCUACUGGCGUUCAGAGAUGUCCUGUUGAGUUACUGAAGCAAUACCUUAGUAGGCGUCCUCAAGAGCUGCGCGACAAAGGUCCUUUUUACCUUACCAUAAUCGAAAAUCCCAAAACAAAUGUUUGGUACAAGAAGCAGCGGCUCGGCGUAAACAGCAUCGACAAUAUGAUGAAGAGCGUCGUCAAGAACACAGCUCUGGAAACAAGCAAGAAGAAAUUGACUAACCACAACGCAAGGAAGACAGUUGUGAAGAAACUCAGAGCAGCAAGCGUCGAGAGGCAGUCGAUAAUCCAGGUGACCGGCCACGCAAGUGAAAAGUCUCUUAACGACUACGAUGAAGGUAGCGAGAAGGAACAGCGACAGCUUUCAAACAUUAUCAGCAAUGCUCCACAGUCAGCAGCCUCCAGCAGUUUUCCUGGUCUACCAAUGUGGUCUUCUCCUGCAACGACUUCAACGUGUGAACAGGUGAAAACAAGCGGCCAUGCUUUCACUGUGAACAACUUUCACAACUGUCAAGUCACAUUUAACGUGAUUCAGGGGCAAUGCAGUUCCCCAAAGUCUACAAGUCAGAAUGUUAUUCCCUGA
Messenger RNA from Pocillopora meandrina, 774 nucleotides. The record is from the annotation of a GenBank genome assembly. Lineage: Eukaryota; Metazoa; Cnidaria; Anthozoa; Scleractinia; Pocilloporidae.